Messenger RNA from Esox lucius (northern pike), 6875 nucleotides. RefSeq names its product INO80 complex ATPase subunit (gene ino80). Bases 333 to 5078 code for a protein of 1581 amino acids. Gene Ontology annotation, molecular function: ATP hydrolysis activity; DNA binding; ATP-dependent chromatin remodeler activity. NCBI's taxonomy places the organism in Eukaryota, Metazoa, Chordata, Actinopteri, Esociformes, Esocidae. Gene Ontology annotation, cellular component: Ino80 complex; nucleus. The record is from RefSeq and is a predicted model, not a curated record. Gene Ontology annotation, biological process: chromatin remodeling; DNA-templated transcription; DNA repair. The transcript has 36 exons.
GCCAUGGCGCCGUGUCCCUGCUCCCUCAGUUACAGAAAGUGGCCGCCUCUCUGCUGCUGUCGACCCAAAGCUCACAGACUCGCUCGUUGUCUAGACCCGCCAUCUUGGAGUCAGAGAACUGAGAGUCGGCAGCAGCUACGAGAGAGCGCAAAAGGGGGACACGGGGCCAAGGUGAGAAAGUGUUUUGGAGGUAAUAUGGUGAGGGAGCAAUGGGUUUCAGGCCUUUACAUCUGCUGUGCUUGGAGUUGAAAUUGGCUAUGAUGAUGUCGUCCAUAGCCCACAUUUCUAAGUGAGUACCCCUGCCCGGUAGGGCCUACUGGUCUCAGUUCUCGAUGGAGUCGGUGGAUGAUGGGGCGGCAGGGUCAUCAUCUGGCCUGGCCAAGCCUCUUCACCUCCAAUACCUGGAGAGAUCCCUUCGCCUGGACAGCUUCCUCCGCCAGACUGCCUCCAUCUUCAACAGAGACCUAUCCAGUGAUGACAGUGAUGACAGCGACAGUGGUGGAUUGGGGGAGGGUCCUUACUUGGGGAUGACUAAUCAGCACGCGACACUGGCAAUAAAGGAGGAGUCAUGUGACCCGGAGGAGGAGGGGCUUGUUACAGAAGGCAAUACCCUCAAUGGAGCCCUGCUGCAAGAAUACAAGACAGACAAGGCCAGGCUGUACAACUUCUCCAAGUUGAAAAAGAGCAGGAAGUGGCUAAAGAGUAUCCUGUUGAGUGGGGACACCAGUGAGUCAGACACAGACUCUGAGGACUCUGACAUCAGUCUGUCCAGAGAGGAGCUACAUGACAUGCUUAGACUGCACCAGUUCACCAGGCAGCACCAGAACAAGUUUCACAAAGACCGAGAGCAGUACCAGUAUUACAGCACGGGGCUGCUGUCCUCUCAUGACCCCUUUUAUGAACAACAGCGCCACCUGCUGGGUCCCAAGAAGAAGAAGAUUAAGGAGGAGAAGAAAUUCAAAGGCAAAUUGAAGAAGGUGAAGAGGAAAAAGAAGCGAGGAGAGGGGGAGUUUUCCGGAGAGGGACGACCGUAUGUCAACAAGGUCUUCGCCAAGUUCUCCCAUGAUGCACCACUGCCCAUGCUUAAAAAGAAGCACCUGACUGUAGAGCAACUGAAUGCACGGCGACGCAAAGUCUGGCUCACCAUCGCUAAGAAGGAGUGCCCCAAGGCAUUCAAACAAAAAGCCUCUGCCAAGAACUUUGUCCUAACCAACGCCAGAAAGCUGGCCCACCAGUGUAUGCGUGAGGUGCGCCGGGCAGCCAUCCAAGCCCAGAAGAACUGCAAGGAGACUCUGCCCAGGGCCAGGCGGCUUACCAAGGAGAUGAUGCUCUACUGGAAGAAAUACGAGAAGGUGGAGAAGGAACAUCGGAAGAGGGCAGAGAAAGAAGCUCUUGAGCAACGCAAGCUAGACGAGGAGAUGAAAGAGGCCAAGCGUCAGCAGCGUAAACUGAACUUCCUGAUCACCCAGACAGAGCUGUACGCUCACUUCAUGGGGGGGAAAGGCCCCGGGGAGGGUGGGGGACAGGAGGACAUCCUCAGCAAGCUGGACGACAACACCUCUCAGAAACAGAUUGACAUCGGAGGAGGGGUGAUGGUCAACGUUGGACCGGAGGAUUACGAUAGUGAAUACUACAAGUCCCAGGCUCUGAGGAAUGCCAAGGAGGCUUAUGAAAUCCACCAGGCUACAACGCGGCUCUUCGACGAGGAGGCCAAGGACAGUCGCUGCGCCUCCCUGCACCAGGCCAGCGGGUCAGGGUUUGGGGAGAGCUAUAGCCUGGCCAACCCCUCCAUCCAAGCCGGAGAGGACAUCCCCCAGCCCACCAUAUUCAACGGGAAGCUGAAGGGCUACCAGCUCAAAGGCAUGAACUGGCUGGCCAACCUUUAUGAACAGGGAAUCAAUGGUAUCCUGGCGGACGAGAUGGGUCUGGGCAAGACCGUACAGAGCAUCGCCCUGCUGGGUCACCUGGCUGAGCGGGACAAUAUCUGGGGGCCGUUCCUCAUCAUCUCCCCCGCCUCCACGCUGAACAACUGGCACCAGGAGUUCACCCGCUUCGUCCCCAAAUUCAAGGUGUUGCCAUACUGGGGGAAUCCACACGACCGCAAGGUGAUCAGGAAGUUCUGGAGCCAGAAGACCCUGUACACCCAGAACGCCCCAUUCCAUGUUGUGAUCACCAGCUACCAGCUGGUGGUUCAGGAUGUCAAGUACUUCCAGAGGGUCAAGUGGCAGUACAUGGUCUUGGACGAGGCCCAGGCCCUGAAGAGCAGCACCAGUGUUCGGUGGAAGAUUCUGCUCCAGUUCCAGUGUAGGAACCGACUGCUGCUCACCGGGACGCCCAUACAGAACACCAUGGCAGAGCUGUGGGCCCUGCUCCAUUUCAUCAUGCCUACGCUGUUCGACUCUCAUGAAGAGUUCAACGAGUGGUUCUCCAAAGACAUUGAGAGCCAUGCCGAGAACAAGUCCGCCAUCGAUGAGAACCAACUGUCCAGGCUGCAUAUGAUUCUGAAACCCUUCAUGUUGAGGAGGAUCAAAAAGGAUGUGGAAAAUGAGCUCUCUGACAAGAUUGAAAUCCUGACGUACUGCCAGUUAACGGGCAGACAGAGGCUGCUCUAUAGAGCUCUGAGGAACAAGAUCUCCAUUGAGGACCUUCUCCAGUCUUCUAUGGGAUCUGCACAGCAGGCCCAUACCACUACCUCAUCCCUGAUGAACCUGGUCAUGCAGUUCAGAAAGGUUUGUAACCAUCCAGAUCUGUUUGAGCGCCAGGAAACCCGCUCUCCAUUCCACAUGUCCCUGAGACCCUACAUCUUGUCCAAGUUCCUCUACCGACAUGGACUCACACACACCUCCACCCACACACACAGCAGAAACAAGCUUCUUCAGGUGCUUCUGUCACCCUUUUCGCCUGAUCACAUCCAGCAGUCCCUCUUCCACAGAAAAAGCGAUCACGAAGGAAGCUGCUUCUCCUUCCUGCGUUUCAUCGACGUGUCGCCGGCCGAGAUGUCCAAUGUCAUGCUGCAGGGGACUGUGGUCCGGUGGUUAGCUCUGUUUCUGUCCCUGAAGGCGGCGUAUCGGCUCCACCACGAGCGCCUCUGGGGUGUUGAGGAGGAGGAUGGUGUGAGGAUGGGAGGAGGGAGGCCCGGGGGUCAGUGUCUGUCCAGGACAGGUCUGAUUCUCUGGCUGGACAGGCCAACUGCCUACCCCAACACGCGCACUAGCACGGUGCUACGGGAUCUGGUGUUCAGCCACUACAGUCCAGGUGUGAUGGGCCACAAUGAUGUUCUGGUCCACAGUCGGCGCCCCACCACCUCCACCACCCUACGACCUUGCCAACCCACAACGCCACCCAAGUUCCUGCUGGCUGCUGUACCACGGGUAACGGCGAUGCCCAUGGAGAGGUACUGUGACGACCGCAGCGCCGAGUACGAAUGGCGUGUGAUGCGGGCCGGAGGGGGCGUGACCGCCAAGCAGUGCUUCCUGUACGGCUCUCCGGAUCUGGCCUCUGAUUGGCUGUCCCGAGCCAACGCCUUUUACCCGCGCUUCCCUGGGGGUGUGAUGGCCCUCUACCCCCGCCAUGGGUGGUCCUAUGUCAGAAUACCAGACAAGGAGACCCUGAUCACUGACAGCGGGAAGCUUCACACUUUGGACCUGCUGCUGAGUCGUCUCAAAGCCCAGGGACACCGGGUCCUCAUCUACUCCCAGAUGACCCGGAUGAUUGACCUGCUGGAGGAGUACAUGGUGUAUCGUAAACACACCUACAUGCGUCUUGACGGCUCCUCUAAGAUCUCUGAACGGAGAGACAUGGUGGCCGACUUCCAGAACCGGACCGACAUCUUUGUGUUCCUCCUGAGUACGAGGGCUGGAGGUCUGGGUAUCAACCUGACUGCUGCUGACACUGUGAUCUUCUAUGACAGUGACUGGAACCCCACAGUGGACCAGCAGGCUAUGGACAGAGCCCAUCGACUGGGUCAGACCAAACAGGUCACUGUCUACCGCCUCAUCUGCCAACACACUAUAGAGGAGAGGAUACUUCAGAGAGCCAAGGAGAAGAGUGAGAUCCAGAGGAUGGUGAUCUCCGGGGGCAACUUUAAACCCGACACCCUGAAACCUAAAGAGGUGGUCAGCCUCCUGCUUGACGACGAUGAGCUGGAGAAGAGAUUGCGCGUUCGUCAGGAGGAGAAGAGACAACAGGAGGAGGUCAGCAAGGUCAAGGAUCGCAAGAGGAAAAGAGAGAAAUACGCUGAGAAGAGGAAGAGGGACGACGAGGACCCUAAAGAUCCCAAGAGGAGGAAGGAGUUGAACCUGGUCAUCCCUUAUGUCCCGUCUGCAGACAACUCCAACCUGUCAGCCGACGGAGACGACUCCAUCAGCAUUGACCUGGACGACUCCAACAUUCCCAGCCCCUUCAGCGAGAUCUCUCUGAGCAGCGAGCUCCAGCCCAGCUCCCUGCCCCCGGAUCACGACCCCGACCAUGACCCUGAUCCAGACCAGGACGAGAGCAGCAGUGACAUGCUGGUCAUCGUAGACGACCCAGUGUCUUCGGCGCCCCAGUCCAGGGCUACCAACUCACCCGUCAGUGUGUCUGGGUCCGUUUCGGACAAUAUGAACGGUGUGUCCAACCAGGACACCUCCAGCCCGGGGCGAGGCAGGUCAGGGAGGAGCCGGGGGCGGCCCAAGGGUUCCGGUUCUGGAGGCGGGGCCAAGUUGGCGGGGAAGGGGCGUGGCAGGAAGUCGACGGCGGGCAGCGCGGCCGCUAUGGCAGGAGCAAUGGCCGGGGCAGCUGCAGCUUCAGCCGCAGCCUACGCAGCCUAUGGAUACAGUAUGUCAAAAGCAGGUCUCCCUGCAGCAUCAACGCUCCAACCGUCUCUGGGUCGGUCAGGGACGGCCCCCGCCUUUUCCCCCAGAAACAGUCCCUCCCCACAGGGGAAGGGUAGCUCAGUGGCCCCUAGCCCCCAGAGACAACCAGCCUCCACUCAGAGUAACCCCCAGCAGAGACAGCCGACAGGCCACACCCAUCACCACAGUCAGGGCCACGGGACAGCCAGGAAGGCCAAGGGACCCGGAGGACCAGGGGCUCGAUAACACACAGCGAUCACAGACAUUAACACACACAUCUACUGACACACACCACCAGCCCCAUCCACAGCACUGCAUGAAGAAGGCCCUGGGGCUGGGAUGAUAGGCACCCCACACUCCCAAGAAUGUCACCCAAUGUUGUGGGCUUUUAAACACACAACAACAUCUACUGCACUGACUAGCUCCCACUGUCACCCCCAUGUGACCCUCUCUUCAACCAAUCCACGCAGACGUGACGUCAUCCAUUCCUGCAGGACCAUGCUAUCCCGGAGGGCAGAAGGAGAGGCUCAAAACUCAUCCUGUUCCCUUUCACCAGGGACGUUAUCCUUCCUUCCAUUAAUUGUUAUAUUUCGUCCCUGUCAGUGGACAGAUUCUUUCUUGAGUGGUGGUUUGUGUUGUUGGCGACUGAGAGUAUUUUAAAGUGCUUUUUUUUUGUGGAGGACAAUGUCAUUUUAAAUGUUGGUGACGCGCAACUGAUGGCCUCCUGAUUUGUGGGUUGGUUUGCUGACAUUGUGACGCUGGCCAGCUUGCGUAAGUACCAGGCUGUCUGUGAUCGACUGUCAGCUCUUUUAGUUGACCUAGCGUUUAGAACACAAACAGAAUGGCUCUCAGGCUAUAAGGCAGCAUCUCACGUUAAUGCAUAAAGCGCUUCUGACAUGAUAUGUCGGCCUGUCUCUAAAUGGUGUCUCCACUUGCACACUCUUCUCAGUCAAAAAAUACUUGUUUAGCAUUAGAAGGAAAUGUUAACAGCAGGAUCUUUAGGUUGAUGUCAUAUUUUCGUAGAUAUGUUUAUUUCUUUAUUACCAUACAACUAUUCUACUGCAUUUCAGAACAAAAUGUGAAUGCAUACCAAACUAAAACCGUUCUGCUUUUGUAUUAUAUCUCUUAUUUUUAUAUUCAAAAAAAAAAUAGGUGUUGUCAGUGACUCACAUAGAAAUGGCACAUUUGUACUUAUCUCUCUUCAUAGAGGUUAUCCUUACACAGAAAAAUGGAGGAAUGAUAAUAUAUAGAUAUAUAUUUUCUGAGAACAUGAUCGAAGAUCGAAGGGUAUUUUGUGGUAAAUUCAAUGUAAUUCCAAAGUUCCGAGCACUGCUUGAUAAUGAUGUUGCUGAUUUGUUUAUGGAGAAAUCUAAUGUGCUUCCGAAAUGGCACCUGGUUUCCAAUACUGUGCCCUCCUUUUAACAAAAAAAAUGGACCGAAAGGAGGGCAUUACUUCGGCAAUAAGGUGCCAUAGGAUUCCUUAAAACGCUCGGAUUGUAUAAUGUACCAUAGAACUUAAGUUAACUUUAAAAAGUGGUUAAUAAUUUAUGAGAAUUAAUAUGUACACUGUAAAAAAUAGUAUUGAUGCCAUUUUUAUUUUUGAAAACAGAGGGGAGAGAAAAGUUGUACUUUCGAUCAGAGAAGUUCACAACUCUUAUGUUUUUCGGUGACAUUUUAUUUUUGGGCAUGACCGCUCAGGGUUGCCAAAUAUCCAGAAAGUUAAUGGAUUUCCAGCCUUUCUGAUUCUACUAACCAUGAUCACCGUAAAUGAAGAGGUUUGAGAAGGCUGCGGGAAUUGUGCGACCCCCUUGUGGAGCCAAGCACUACAUCGAAUUUGAGCUUGUGUUGGAUAAUAUACUGUGAUAGUGAAAUCUGUCUAGUACCUUGAUGUAAAUAGUAUUUGAAGGUGACACGUUCUCCCCUGGUUGGCCCCUCCCCCAGUUUGCCUGUCUAUUUUUAUAGGUCAUGUGUAAAUAUGAAUACAAAAAUGUCAUUUUACUAACAGGAAAAGCCAAUUCAAAAUAAAAACAGACUGAUAAAUCA